AUGCAAACGAUUCCAUUGCGUGGGCGGUUAUUCUGGGCGACGCUCUCGCAUGCAAUAUUCUCUCAGUACGGAGAAAUAAUGGCGGCGUGUCUGAAUCUGAUGAACGUUCCGAUCAAGGACUUCUUCCGAGACAGCCUACGAACUAAUUAUGGAGUUGAAAGUGAAGAAAGGUAAUUUCUGAAGUAUCACAAGAUUUCAAUGACCUCGCGAAUUUAUAAAACUCCACUCGGAGUUUUAUUUUUAGAACGACCUACAGAACUGAACUGAUAAAGAAAUAAGAGUGAUGUUAUCGAAAUAAAGGUGCUUCGUUUUUACCUCACUUUUUUCGUCAUAGAUUGAAACCCGGAAAACUUAUUUUCUCUAGACGACAUCGUUUUGUUUUCAGUUUCGAGACCAUCUUCUCGGCAUGCGCUUCUUUCAUGUUCAUCGGAUUGAUGAUGGCUUUUGCGGUCAUGGGAAAACUCAUGGACGGUCUGGGACGGAAGGAGACAAUAUUAUUGCGGUAAGGGAGUCUGAAUUCUGAAAUUUUAGUGUCUUAAACUUUUAAAACAAACUUUUGGGCAGCAGUCAAGCAGGUUCUAGGAAGUACUGUUUACACGCGCAUUUUUAGAAAAAAUUGUUAAUUACACAGUUGUAGAGCCAAAAAUUUCCAACAACUUUUCCUCCAAAGAUCCUCCAAAGAUCAGCACCUUUUUCAGAAGUUUUCUCGGAAUCGUGGGCUCGGUUUGCAUGCUCACCUCCCGGCUGCUCAACCGAUUCGAGCUCUACGUGCUCGGCCACCUCUUGGCCGGUAUCCUCCAGGGACUCCGCGUCGUUCUGAUCAUUUGGAUGGCCGAGUGCUCGCCGGACUCCAAAAGAGGACUCACGUCACUUUUUAUCAAUUCGGGAGGAGUGAUUAUGGUUCUGCUGGUCACUCCGCUCUGCCUGCCCGCCGUCUGGGGCACCGAUCAUCUUUGGUCAGUUCGAAAGGGUGUCAACAAUAACAACAAAAAAGAAAUGUUAGAGAGAAUCAUGUGGGUGGAAAUGAAUGCGAAUAAUAAAGUUAAAAGCAUAUCGCAGAGACCCUUUUUUUACAAUAAAUUUUGGGGGGUUUCAUCCUCGAAAAAAAAGUUGCAAAAGUUGCAGGUUCCUUUUGCCGAGCAUCACAGGACUUCUGGCCACCAUUCAUCUGAUUCUCACCGCGUUUCUGCCCCAAUCGCCUAAACAUUUGUUCAUUCAGCAGAAAAACGAGGAGGCGGCUCGGAGAGCCCUUCGAUUUUAUUACGGAGAUGAGAGCAACGAGGUCGACGAGGCUGUUCGGGAGAUGAUUCACGAGAACAAGCAGGCGAAGAGGGACAAAUCGAGUGUUCUCGACAUUUUACAGCACAAAACUCACAGGUACCUUUUUCCUAUGUCAAAAAGUUUCUGCAAUCUAUCGAGUGAUUUUGGGUAUUCUGUGUUUGUGCCCAAUCUCUGGCAAUUCGAUAUUAAUCUAAUUAGAAAGUUACUGAUCUAAACGCGACCUAAUUAGAUUCGACUGUGUUGAUUUGAGCCAGCAGACGGUUGGCGUGAAACUUGAUUUGAGCACAUAUCAAUCUAAUUAGAAGAUUUAUUAAUCUAGCUAGACAAUUUAUUAAUCUAAUUAGGUGUCAUAUCAAUCUUAUUAGGCCGCCGUAUAACUCGAGUAGACUACGAUUAGAUUAAUAACGAAAUUCCAGAGAUUCUCUGGCAUUUCGUUAUUAAUCUAACGGCGGCCUAAUAAGAUUGAUAUGACGCCUAAUUAGAUUAAUAAAUUGUCUAGCUAGAUUAAUAAAUCUUCUAGCUAGAUUAAUAAGUGCUCAAAUCAAGUUUCACGCCAACCGUCUGCUGACUCAAAUCUCGAUUGCGCUAAGAAAAAACAGUCGAAUCUAAUUAGGUCGAGUUUAGAUCAAUAACUUUCUAAUUAGAUUAAUAUCGAAUUGCCAGAGCACGGUCUCCAGACCUCACGACACGUCUUAUUUAAAAAAAAUUGCAAGAUUCACUAAAAUCACCACGCAAUUGGCUAUAAAGCAAAAGUAACGGACUCUAGUUUAGGCUUAAAACCAGACUUGCAACGGGCCGGGAGGAUGCACCUAAAAAUUCAAAGCGGUCAAGGGUACACAAAAUUUUCACAAAAAUUACGAAAAUUUUCUCAAGAGUGGGCGGAGCGAUUGAUUGCAACUCUGGCACGCCAUUUUAGCAAUUUUGUCGCACGCGUUUUCCUCUUCCUUCAUAUUUUUUUUGCAUAUUUUUUUUGAGGUCUAACUUCCGGGCCGACCGGGCCGGGCCGGGCCGACGAUUUGCUGGCCCGGCGGGCCGGCCCGGGAUCUGGCAAGUCUGCUUAAAACAACGGAAACUAACUGUAGAACACGAAAGAAAUAAGAAACACUUUCAAAAUGUCUUUGCAGAUUCUCUCUGUUCCUGGUCUUCAUCUGCUCGCUGGUCCCAGUGUUCUCGUGCCUCAACAUCAAAUCGCAGUACCUCGUGGAGAUGCUCAUUUCGUACGGCCUGAGCCAGUCCGACUCGACCGUCGCCAUAAUGGCCAUCUCGUCGCUCUCCCUGCCCGUCUCCUUCUUCGCUCCGUUGAUGAUCGAGCGGUACGGUAGACGACCCAUUUUUGUGAUGCUCACGUGGCUCUGCGCUCUCGAAUGGAUCGGAUUCGCCGUAACGGAGGCAUUCAACGAUUUGGGAUUAUUUUUUCCCGACAGAUGGAUUGUCGCUUGCUCCGCUGCCGUUUUAGGUGACAAAGCUGGGAAAAGAGGGGCAAAACGAUUCUUAUUCACUUUCAUCAAUCGUUUUUUAAUUCUCGAAAAGUCUUUGUUGCAGGUCAAUCCGCAGUGAACAUGGGAAUGUUGGUGAUGGCGCCGAUCAUGAUCUCCGAGUUGUGCCCGCAUAACAUCCGAGCUACCGUAUCCCAAAUAACCCAAGUGCCGCCUAUCGGGAUUGCCGUCCUCGAGGUGUUCAUGUUUCCGACGCUCCGCCAACACUUUGGAUUCUCCAUGUUCCUAUUCCUGGCUUCCUGUUGUGCUGCACUCGCGAUGAUUUUGCAUACUCAGGUAAACUAUGCGGCUUUAAAAAAAAAAUUUUUUAAAAAUCCUACUCAACACCAUUCGAUUCCUCACAUCUUUUUGAGUGUGUUUUGUGUUGAGACCAACAUUCUGGCACCCUUCUUUCACAGUGAAAAACUGAAUUUUUGUUGCAGAUGCUCGAAACGGCUGGCCUUGCAGUCGAUGAAAUAGUGAGUAGGUUGAGUGGAGAACGGACUCUGACCCGUUCGAACACUUCGGUCGGAUGGAUGCAUUACGGUAGUCUCUGGGAGACGGAUCCUCAGCCGACCACUACCGUUAUCCCGAGGAAAAGCAGCUAUUAUGUGAGGGAGAAGCAUUUGGAGCAACUACAAGUUUUCUAG
Caenorhabditis sp. 36 PRJEB53466 is the source of this 3406-nucleotide messenger RNA. The record is from the annotation of a GenBank genome assembly. Lineage: Eukaryota; Metazoa; Nematoda; Chromadorea; Rhabditida; Rhabditidae.